CUCAGGAAAUUUUCGUUGGAUUCUGUUCAGUGGAUUUAAAGUGAAUCUUAGUUGAAAAAUAGGAAGUGAAAAAGUAGGUCAUGACCUUUCAAGAUGGCGACUGUUGGAUUGGAAAUAUUAUUUUCGUCAGUAAAAACUCAAAUUUCAUCUUGUCAAGAUGCCCUAGUAUGCUGCUUACAUUGGAAUUUGAUAGUCAAUGGUUUCAAGAACAUCGGAUCUGGCGAUCAAGCACCUAGAAAGGGAGUGUCAGUGAAAAAAAGUGAGCUAUUACCUGCCAAUUGGAGUGAGAGUCAAGAUGUCUACUCCUUGCUAUACCAACCAUCCACUGGGAAUGACACACAUAUUUUGAAAGUGGUCCGAAUGGAUAAUACAUUACUUGUGCACUUAAUGAGAACCUCAGAUGAGUCUGUAUCGAGUAUUACCCUCAAUGUAGAUGAUUAUACAACAGACGAUUUGUCAACAUUUGAAAGUGUAUAUAAAGACAUCUCUAAGUUAGAAAGGCUCUUCAAGAAAGAGUUGAUUGAUACCCUCUCCCCCCAAGAGCCACAGGGAAGCCAGGCAUCUAAUGCCCAGGCAGACAGGUCUCACCCCAGGAGAGAGGAGGACCCCCUUAGAGUACCCCCAAGGCAUGGUGACAGACAACCCCCAGAUUGGGGUGAGCCUUCAAACCCAUUCAGUAUAGGGCGGGGAGACCUGGACCCCCUGGCUGGGGGUAGAGGGGGUGGUAUGCUGAUGGACCCCUCUAGGGGAGGGUUUCCCCUUGGAGGAGGCAUGAACCCUGAUAUAGGUCUCCCUGGACCUGCAAGGUUACCCAGAGGUGCAGUACCCCCUGGGGCAAGAUUUGACCCUUUUGGCCCCCCACCCCCAGAUCUAGUCCCAUCAGGGGAACCUCGUGGGGGACACAGAGUAGGGCCUGAUAAUGACCACCUGCCGCCUCCUGGUUACGAUGAUAUGUUUAUGUGAUCUAAAAUAUGCACCAGCUGACCAUUAAGGGACUAAUACUAUGAGGACUUUCCUAUCCAAUGUGAUCCAGAAUCUCUAUUAUAACUCUAAUGAACAUGUAAUUGUUUAUGUUUCCAAUUAGACUCCUUCAUUUUGAUAGUAAAAGAAGAAUGGUUGAAAUAUUCCUAUUCCAUAUUCUAGAAUAAAAUGUUAUCAAAAAAAACAUUGAUAAAUUAUAAAUUAUAAAAUAUUUUGAAAUGUUGCCGUUUUAUCAGAGUUUUAUCUGACGAAAAUGCUCAAAAGAAAAAAGAUUUGUAUUAACUUGAGCCUAUGCUUGUAGAAUAAGAAUACAAAGAGUACACUAAUACUUAUUGCGUUGCAGAAAUACCUUGUAUAAAAUACAUAUUUUUAGUUUGUCACGUCUCCAAGUUACUUUUAAGCACUAAAAGUAGAGAAGUUCUGUUAUAUUUUCAUAUUUAAAAUAUGUAUAUAUUUUGUGCAAUAAAGAAAUUCAGUAAAACUAAGUAAAUAUUUUUGAAAAGCCCGUUAUAUUGUUAUCCCAAUAUCACUGCUUCCCCAUCCAGUUACUUCAACAUACUGCAAAGAAACAACAUGAUGUCCUUCUGGUUUCUUGAUUCACACUUUACAAAUAGGUCAAACUAGAAAACAGCAACUCCUCAGAGUAAUAAAAUGUAUUUUAUCAAAUUACCUUUCAUUUUGAACACAAUAUGAUAGAAAUG
This is a messenger RNA of Owenia fusiformis, 1682 nucleotides long. NCBI's taxonomy places the organism in Eukaryota, Metazoa, Annelida, Polychaeta, Sabellida, Oweniidae. The record is from the annotation of a GenBank genome assembly.